This is a messenger RNA of Nothobranchius furzeri (turquoise killifish), 1743 nucleotides long. It is a transcript of the gene dnaja, whose product is annotated as DnaJ heat shock protein family (Hsp40) member A. Gene Ontology annotation, molecular function: Hsp70 protein binding; ATP binding. The record is from RefSeq and is a predicted model, not a curated record. Gene Ontology annotation, biological process: protein refolding; response to heat. Lineage: Eukaryota; Metazoa; Chordata; Actinopteri; Cyprinodontiformes; Nothobranchiidae. Gene Ontology annotation, cellular component: cytoplasm; cytosol.
GAGAAGCAGAUAUGAAACUGGCGCGCGCGCUAGCCCUUCCAGUCUUUUCUAGACUCUCGCGGCUCGCGCUGACUACCAAAGGAACUUCCGGUUUCUGUUCUCGGGAGUCUCCAGAACGUUCGAAACGUCGGUGAGUGAGGCUAUAAGAGCGCCUUGUGCUCCUCCUUCAACGCAGACAUUCACGUUCUCUCGUCCAGGUUCAGGAAGAUCUCAGAGCUAGUUUGCCACGAUGGUUCGUGAAACCGGCUACUACGACCUCUUGGGUGUUAGCCCGACCGCGUCGAGUGACGAAAUCAAAAAAGCCUACAGAAAACUCGCCCUUAAGUAUCACCCCGACAAGAACCCGAAUGAAGGAGAAAAGUUUAAGCUCAUCUCCCAGGCAUACGAGGUGUUAUCUGACGCUAAGAAGAGGGAUUUGUACGACCACGGAGGGGAGCAGGCCAUCAAAGAGGGAGGCAUGAGCUCAGGAUCUUCUCCUAUGGACAUAUUUGACAUGUUCUUUGGAGGUGGAGGCCGCAUGCAGAGGGAAAGGAGAGGGAAGAAUGUUGUUCACCAGCUUGGUGUGACACUGGAAGAGAUGUACAACGGUUCAACAAGGAAGCUUGGGCUUCAGAAGAAUGUCAUAUGUGAGAAAUGUGAUGGUUAUGGUGGGAAAAAGGGUACCUUGGAGAAGUGCUCCAGUUGCAAAGGAAGAGGGAUGCAAGUAAAGGUGCAACAGAUUGGACCAGGUAUGAUCCAGCAGUUCCAGACCACAUGCCCAGACUGCCAGGGACAGGGUGAAAAGUUCAGCGCGAAGGACCGCUGCAAGAACUGCAAUGGACUCAAAGUCGAACGCAAGAAGAAAAUUCUUGACGUUCAUAUUGACAAAGGUAUGAAAGAUGGACAGAAAAUCACAUUUCAUGGAGAGGGUGAUCAGGAACCUGGACUGGAGCCUGGAGAUGUGAUUAUUGUUCUGGAUCAGAAGGACCACCCAGUUUUCCAAAGACAGGAAAACAAUCUAAUAAUGAAGAUGAAUAUUAGGCUUGUAGAAGCCCUGUGUGGUUUCAGAAAGACGAUCCAGACAUUAGACAACAGAAUGCUUAUCAUCAGCACACAGCCAGGUGAAGUUAUCAAGCACAACGACUUCAAGUGCAUCCAGAAUGAAGGCAUGCCGCUAUACAGGCAGCCUUUUGAAAGGGGAGAUCUCAUCAUCCAGUUCCAGGUGGAGUUCCCAGAAAAAGGCUGGCUUCCAGAGCAUCUGAUGUACCAGCUGGAGAGACUGCUUCCUCCCAGAGAUGAUGUGAUGAUUACUGAUGACAUGGAGGAGGUGGACCUGUGUGAGGUGGAAGUCGGCUCACAACAAAGACACUACAGCAGGGAAGCUUAUGAGGAAGAUGAGGAGGGCCCAAGAGGGGGAGUGCAAUGUCAGACGCAGUGAUUGUAGUAGAUCCAGGUCCAAGUUUUUAAACCACCUUUUUUCUUUGGUCUUAAAAGGCCUGACCAAUUCCUCGACAACGUCGUCUUUGUAUUAACAGUUUAAAGGAUGCCAUUUGUUUUUACUUGUUGGACACAAAUGUGCACAUGGAGAUGUGCUCAAUGCUGAUUUGUAAUUUUGUGUUGCAGUGUACGUAGUUUUUCAUGUACAAACCAUUUAUGGCACAAAUGUUUCUGUUUGUUCCAAAGUUAAAGGGACAGUUUUGAAUGCUUUCUGUGAAGGUAAUUGAUUCAUUGUUUGGGGUCUUUCAAUAAAAUACAAGAAACUGA